This is a messenger RNA of Suricata suricatta (meerkat), 1669 nucleotides long. RefSeq names its product essential meiotic structure-specific endonuclease subunit 2 (gene EME2). Lineage: Eukaryota; Metazoa; Chordata; Mammalia; Carnivora; Herpestidae. Gene Ontology annotation, cellular component: Holliday junction resolvase complex; nucleus. Bases 1 to 1338 code for a protein of 445 amino acids. The record is from RefSeq and is a predicted model, not a curated record. Gene Ontology annotation, molecular function: DNA binding; nuclease activity. The transcript is spliced from 9 exons. Gene Ontology annotation, biological process: double-strand break repair; replication fork processing; mitotic intra-S DNA damage checkpoint signaling.
AUGUACGUCCAGUCCCUCGUCUGUUCCCACGGGCCUUGCGGUGACUCGGGGGCUAGCCGGCACAGCAGCUCGUCGCCGGGGAACCGGAGCGCGAUCUCUCGGCGGGCGCUCUCCACCGAGUCGCUGCCGCUGCCGUGGAUCACGUUCCUGCGGGAAAGCCGCGAAUUGGCGCGGGUUUCCCAGCGGGGACUCGCGUGGCCUGGGGGCGACCGGGGUGUGGCCUUGCGCGCGGGGCAAGAAGUAGUGACCGCUCUGUUUCUGCGGCCCUUCGCAGCCGUUCUAGAAGAUGCUGGCGCCAGUGUACUGCUGGAGGCCCUGAGCACCCUGGGCUGUGAGUACCACCUGGAACCCCAGCACCCGGCCCGCAGCCUCCGGUGGACCAGAGCGAAGCCGGACCCUUGCCCCCGCUCUGCGCCUUCUGAGACGUGGGCUGCGGAUGACCAGGAUCUCCUGCUGCUCUUGGAGCCCAAGGAGUUUGUGCAGGGCAUCGCCCAGCUGACCCAGGAGCUGGCUGGGGGGCAAGAAGAAGACAGGGUGCGUUUUUCCCAGGACCACCGAGUCACUCGCAAGCUCACUUCUCCUCUGUCUGCAAACUGGCGGUGGCCCGGUGGCCUGGGGGUCCUGCCUGCCACAGCCCCCAAAACAGCUGUGUUCAACCUCGGCUUGCAGCCCUGUGGCCCAGCCUGCUCGGUACCGUGGAUCCCUUCUGAGAGCCCAGCCAGGCCCCACGUAGCCGUCAUCGGGCCGGGGGCCCACCUGUGGUCUCAGCAGCCCAGCAGCAGCCAGGAGACGCGGCAGCCAGAGACUCCGGCGGCAGCAGCCUGUGCGGCGUUGGCACUCAGUGGGCCCAGGGUGGAGGAGGCCCUGAUGCUCCUGCAGCUCUGGGCACACCUGGAUGUGCUGCUGGUGGCCUCCUGGCAGGAGCUGAGUCGGCACGUGUGCGCCCUCACCAAGGCCUUUGCACAGCGCCCCUUCAAGCGAUACCAGGAGUCCCAUCCUUUUUCCUUCUGUGCGGCUGGACGCUGGGCAGGGGGCCAGCGAGUGGCAAGAGAUGGCACAGGGCUUCGGGGGGUCUGGUGGCAGCAGAUCAGGCAGUUCAACCGGGUCAGCCCGGCCGUGGCUGAUGCCAUAGUCACUGCCUUCCCAUCCCCCCGCCUUCUGCAGCAGGCGUAUGUGGCCUGCAGCUCGGAGCAGGAGCGCAUGGCCCUCCUGGCUGACCUCCCGGUGAGGACGGGCCGCGGUGCGCGGCCCCGCAGGGUGGGGCCUGACCUUGCCCGCCGCAUCUGCCUCUUCCUGACCACCGCCAGCCCCGAGCUCUUGCUGGACCUGGGCUCCUGACCAGGGCAUCUGGCGCCUGCAGGUGGGACAGAACACCCUCCGCCCGACCCAGCAGAUUAACUGGCAACUGCCCGGGGCCAAGGGAGGGAAGCAGAACAUUGCACGGGCCGGGGCGGGGUGCUCAGUCAGGUCUGUGGCCCUGGCCCUGAGGGGGAGGGUGCUGGGAGGAGCAGGAGCCCCUGGGCCAGAUGGAGAUGAAGGGGUCUGGGGGUGGGGCUCCCACGCCCAGGGUCCUGUCCCCGGCAGCUGUGCAUCCGGUGCCCCAGUGGAGUGGUCAGAAGGAGGAAGACACACGCCAGCCAUGCAGGGACAGGCAGACAAGGUCUCCGGG